Messenger RNA from Mytilus trossulus (common blue mussel), 437 nucleotides. Its product is annotated as adhesion G protein-coupled receptor L2-like. Gene Ontology annotation, molecular function: carbohydrate binding. The record is from RefSeq and is a predicted model, not a curated record. The coding region runs from base 3 to 437 and encodes 144 amino acids. The transcript has 3 exons. Lineage: Eukaryota; Metazoa; Mollusca; Bivalvia; Mytilida; Mytilidae.
UCAUGAUGAGACCAUUUAUCUUACUUUUCAUUUGCUUGUUUUUGAGAAUUAAUUGCUUUACAUUGGCAUUAUCUGAUAACAUUACAAAAUCUCCAAGCAUUAUACCAGAUGAUUCAGAAAAUGAAAUAAACAAAUAUCUUUGUCAAGGAGAAACACUGAAUAUUACAUGUCCGAACAACUUUGUAAUAAUGUUUGAUGAUGCAAACUUUGGUCGUAGACGAUCAGACCGUGAAAGAUGUAGACACUGGUUAGGCAGAGAAAAUACUCAUUGUGACAACCACAAAAAGACGCUUAAAGUCUUAAAUGAUAAAUGUCAUGAGCAGCAACAAUGUUUUCUUCCCGUGAACAAAGAUAUGUUUGGAAAUCCAUGUUUCGGUGUUAUCAAGUACCUAUAUGUAAAAUAUCACUGUAACAGAAAAGUAUAUCAUGGUAUGUAA